CCUUUAGCUAUUUUCAUUGAAGUUCAGGGAAUUUUGAAUUGAAAUUUCGAAAGAAAUCGAGUUUGCAAUAAGUUAAGAAACCUGCCUGAAACAGUAACAUUGGCAAUUUAAAAUUGAAAUAAAAUUCCGUUCUAGUCUAAAAGUUAUGAGUCGGUGUUUCAGAGAUUAGGUAUACAGUAUUUGCAUUUCUGGAUGCAAAAACGAAAAGAAACGAUGAGACGCAGUUUUGAGUUGGUCAAUAAUAGGUGGAUUGGUGAUGGCCAUCCAUGUUUUAUUAUUGCUGAAAUUGGACAAAACCACCAAGGAGACAUUGAAAUAGCCAAGAAACUAAUAAAGAUGGCCAAAGACUGUGGGGCUGACUGUGUUAAGUUCCAAAAAUCUGAUUUACACGCCAAGUUCACCAAAUCAGUCUUGGAUCGGUUGUAUGAAAGCCCACACGCUUGGGGUUCAACAUAUGGAGAGCACAAACAAGUCCUUGAGUUUUCAAAGGAUCAAUAUGAAGAACUCAUGGCCUUUGCCUCUUCUCUAAACAUUCACUUCACAGCCUCAGCCAUGGAUGACAUGUCUGUGGAUUUCCUAGUCAACUUACGAGUUCCAUUUCUCAAAAUCGGAUCUGGUGAUGCCAAUAAUUUAAUUUUGCUAGAGAAAGCUGCCAAAACAAAUCUACCUAUUGUGUACUCUACAGGAAUGCAAGACAUGCAAACUGUCAUCAGAGCCAUGGACACAAUGAAUUCUUUUAACUCAAAAGUCUGUCUCCUACAGUGCACCUCCUCAUACCCAACUCCAGAAGAUGAAGUUCAUUUACGUGUAAUGCAAACCUAUCGAGACCAUUUUCCUGAAUCUCCCGUUGGAUAUUCCGGUCACGAACUAGGUCUUACCAUAACUUUAGCCGCUGCAGCUCUAGGAGCUCACAUCAUCGAACGGCACAUCACGUUGGACAAAACAUGGAAGGGCAAUGACCACGCCUGUUCACUCGACGAAACGGAAUUAAAGUCGUUGGUGGAGGGAAUACGAACAAUCGAGAAAGCUCUGGGCUGUGCCAUUAAAUCAAAGCAGCCAUCCGAAGAGCCUUGCCAUCAAAAAUUGGGCAAAUCGGUUGUUAGCAAACAGAAAUUGGAAGCUGGUGUCCAGCUUUGUAGAGAACACUUGACUGUUAAAGUGGGACAACCAGUUGGUUGGCCUCCUCAGGAUCUUGAUUUACUAGUCGGAAAAAUCCUUUCAAGGGAAGUGGUACAGGACGAAUCCAUUACUUUAGAUUGUAUUAUUUAAAUUUCCAUAAAACAAAGUUAAACAUCAUUCGACACAAACUAAAAGAAAAAAAAGCAAGGAUUCAAAAUACUAAGACUUUGUACCGUGUUGCUUCGAUGGCAUUCCAAUAAGAAGAUCGUGUUUGGGUGAACAUAAAUCAGG
This is a messenger RNA of Daphnia carinata, 1410 nucleotides long. RefSeq names its product sialic acid synthase-like (gene NANS). NCBI's taxonomy places the organism in Eukaryota, Metazoa, Arthropoda, Branchiopoda, Diplostraca, Daphniidae. Gene Ontology annotation, molecular function: N-acylneuraminate-9-phosphate synthase activity. The coding region runs from base 193 to 1269 and encodes 358 amino acids. The transcript is spliced from 4 exons. The record is from RefSeq and is a predicted model, not a curated record. Gene Ontology annotation, biological process: carbohydrate biosynthetic process.